UCUCACUUUCGCUCUCUUGCCCCAGACGAAGUGGACUCUGCUGUAUUGUCGGCACCGUGUUUAAUUCCUAGCAAACAACCUCCGAAAAAAACCCGCAAACAUGACCAGGAAAUUCUUCGUUGGCGGAAACUGGAAGAUGAACGGCGACAAGAAAAGCCUCGGGGAACUCAUCCACACCAUGAACGCAGCCAAGGUGGACCCCAAUGUCGAGGUGGUGUGCGGCGCUCCGUCAAUCUACCUGGACUUUGCCAGGUCCAAGCUGGAUGCCAAGUUCGGCGUGGCUGCUCAGAACUGCUACAAAGUUCCCAAGGGUGCCUUCACUGGGGAGAUCAGCCCUGCGAUGAUCAAGGACUGUGGUGUGCACUGGGUGAUCCUGGGACACUCUGAGAGGCGCCACGUCUUUGGCGAGAGCGAUGAGCUCAUCGGUCAGAAGACAGCCCACGCUCUGGAGAACGGUCUCGGUGUGAUCGCCUGCAUUGGCGAGAAGCUUGACGAGAGAGAGGGCGGCAUCACAGAGAAGGUCGUCUUUGGUCAGACCAAGGUCAUCGCAGACAAUGUAAAGGACUGGAGCAAGGUCGUGCUUGCUUAUGAGCCUGUGUGGGCCAUUGGCACCGGCAAGACUGCCUCCCCACAGCAGGCUCAGGAGGUUCAUGACAAACUGAGGGGGUGGCUGAAGACCCAUGUAUCUGAGGCUGUUGCCAGCUCUGUGAGGAUCAUCUACGGAGGUUCUGUGACUGGUGCUACCUGUAAAGAGCUUGCCUCCCAGAAGGACGUCGACGGUUUCCUCGUGGGUGGAGCCUCCCUCAAGCCAGAGUUUAUCGAGAUCAUCAACGCCAAGGCAUAAAAACCCAGGCAGCAGCAAAAGUGACCAUGUCCAGAUCAGAGGCCAGCUCCAUUCAGAUGAUCCAGUUCCAUUAUCCCUCCCUCUCAGCAUCUCCCCUUCUUAUCCCAAGUAUU
Messenger RNA from Xiphias gladius (swordfish), 957 nucleotides. RefSeq names its product triosephosphate isomerase 1b (gene tpi1b). NCBI's taxonomy places the organism in Eukaryota, Metazoa, Chordata, Actinopteri, Istiophoriformes, Xiphiidae. Gene Ontology annotation, molecular function: triose-phosphate isomerase activity. Gene Ontology annotation, biological process: glycerol catabolic process; glycolytic process; gluconeogenesis. The coding region runs from base 101 to 844 and encodes 247 amino acids. The transcript is spliced from 7 exons. Gene Ontology annotation, cellular component: cytosol. The record is from RefSeq and is a predicted model, not a curated record.